Molecule: messenger RNA, 1188 nt
Organism: Harpia harpyja (harpy eagle)
Lineage: Eukaryota; Metazoa; Chordata; Aves; Accipitriformes; Accipitridae
Gene: SHD
Product: Src homology 2 domain containing transforming protein D
Exons: 6
Coding region: 120-1100 (326 amino acids)
Molecular function (GO): phosphotyrosine residue binding
Source: RefSeq, a predicted model, not a curated record
GCCGGGGGCUCCGGUCCGCGCCUCGCUCGGCGGCGACACAAAGCGGCUCCCGGCGGCGGCGGCGGCGGCGGCGGGGGGGUCCCGGCGUGCCCGCGGUCCCGGUACCGGGAGGCCCCACCAUGGCCAAGUGGCUCCGGGAGUACCUGGGCCGGGGGACCCGGCGUUCCCCCCCCCGCCCGCCCCAACCCGACUACAGCGGCGGCGAGCGCCGCCCCACCGGCACCGGGAGCGGGGUCCCCCCCUCCGUUCCCCCCGGUGCUGCCCUCCGCGGCCCCGCUGCCUCCCCCCGGCACCGGUUGGUGCGGGUGGGGGGUACGGGGCCGGGGGGGGGCCCCCGUCGGUUGGAGCAGGGCCCCGGCGAGAGCGAGUACUCGGAGCCCUUCGAGGGGGAGCAGGACCCAGCGCCCGAGGGUGGCUGCGAGGAGCCCGGCGAGGCCACAGGGUGCCCGCGGCAGGGCGAAGGCCGGCGGGCGAGACCGCGGCGGGGACCCCAACUCUACGACACCCCCUACGAGGAGUGGGAGACGGCAGGGGAGGGCCCGGGGGUGCCCACCACCCGCGAGAGCCGCCUGCCCCGCGACGACGAGCGCCCGGCCGACGAGUACGACCAGCCCUGGGAGUGGAAGAAGGAUCACAUCUCGCGGGCGUUCGCAGUGCAGUUUGAGAGCCCCGAGCGCUCCCCCAGCCUGUCCCGGCAGCUGCCGCGGCCCCCCCGGACCCCCGCAGGCGCCAGGCCGGGCUGUCCCCCCAGCCCCAGGCACGUGGACACCUCGCUGCCCCUGGAGAAGCAGGCGUGGUACCACGGCCCCAUCGGGCGAGCGGGCGCCGAGACGCUGUUGGCGCUGUGCCGCGAGGGCAGCUUUCUGGUGCGGGACUGCGAGACCAGCCCCGACGACUACUCGCUCUCGCUCAGGAGCAGCCAUGGCUUCGUGCACGUGAAGCUUACGCGGACGCGGGAGCAGCACUUCAUGCUUGGCCGUGCCGGGGCCGCCUUCCCCUCGGUGCCCGAAGCUGUGCGGCACUACACGGCGCGGGCGCUGCCCGUCCGCGGUGCCCGCCACCUCUCCCUGCUCUACCCCGUGGCUGUGCAGCCACUGUGAGCCCAGUGCUGCUGGGGACCCCCCAGCUGUGCCCCCCCCCGCUCCCCGUCCCACAGCAAAGCACCCCCAUUAAAAGCCGAUGUGCGGC